Ambispora gerdemannii is the source of this 738-nucleotide messenger RNA. The record is from the annotation of a GenBank genome assembly. NCBI's taxonomy places the organism in Eukaryota, Fungi, Glomeromycota, Glomeromycetes, Archaeosporales, Ambisporaceae.
AUGUCGAAUGGUAUAACUAUUGAUAAAGAGAGAAUAGUUCUGAAUGUUGGCGGGUCAAAAUAUGAGACAUAUCGAUCAACAUUGAUUCGAUACCCAGACUCGCUUCUUGGCAGAAUGUUUCAUGAAAGAAACCGAGAAAUGCUGCACCCAACAAACGGCAACGAGUAUUUCAUCGACCGGAACGGUCUAGCAUUCAGAUUCAUCCUAGAAUACUACCGAACCGGAAAAGUCCCAUGGCAGGAUGUGAACAACGGCGGCGGCGUAACACGUCUCGAACUCGAAGAAGAACUAGACUACUUCCAAAUUUCAAGCGAACCGCCUUCGGGACUGAACAAAUUCACAUUCGAAGAAGCCACCGAAAUAUUGGAUGAUUUCACACGAACGAUGAAACAAGUAAUCGAGGAAAUGCGACGAAAUUUCCGGACUGUUAUCACGAUAAUUUUCCCCGUGUGUGAUUUCGAUCGGUUUUCCGUAUAUCCGCAGUUGUCGUCGGUGUUGCCGCUAGUUGAGCCGUUUAAAGAGAAUGGGUCACCGAUUUUACAUAAUUUUGGGGAUCCUAUUAAGAAACAUUUGCAUGGAGAGUAUCCAGGAUUGAGUUGCUCGAUCACUUUUCAGGGAAGUAUUCGCGAUGAGGGCGUUUACAAGUGGCGAAUGGAGAUGCCGGCACGUUAUAAAGUUAAGAGUAUCAUUGAAGCUUCUUCAUUGAAUUCUCUUCCCGUCUAUAUCAAAGAAAGAUAA